CCCCCUUGCUGUACUAAGGCACAUAAUCUUUCAACAUCCUUUGGUUUCCAAUUCCUAGAAUCGACGACUCCAUGUUGUUCUCUCUUAUGUUGUUUUAGGUUGUCCGAACGGAAAUACUCUUUUUUGCAGCCUUCAAUCAAGCAGCGGAAUUUUUGUUCAAGAUGUCUUCUCAGAUGUCUGUUUAAGUUGCUCCUGUUGGAAAACGAUCUAUUUUUGCAGGCUUCGAAAGAGCACUGGUGACACUCUUGUUGAUUACCUGGUAUGGAUGUUGGAGCAGUCGAGGACAUCGGAGCAGUCGAGGACAUCGGAGCAGUCAACGUUGGAACGGUCGCUGUCAGAGCAGUUGAGGAUGUCGGAACGAUCCAAGACGCUGGAGCGAUCCAGGGCGCCGGAGCAUUUGCUGUUGGAGCAGUUGCUGUUGGAGCAGUUGCUGUUGGAGCAGUUGCUGUUGGAGCAGUUGUUGGAGCGGUCGCUGAGGUCGAGGACGUUGGAGCAGUCGAGUACGUCGUCGCAUUCGAGAAAAUCGGAAAAGCCGAGGACGCCGUUGCAUUUGGGGAUAGAACAUCCACCUGGUUAUGUUCGGAGUUCAAAAGAGCGGCAAAUGAGAGACUCAUUGUGUGCAGUGCAGAAGAGAGCAGAGCAGAGCCAAGCCGAGCAGUGUGA
Molecule: messenger RNA, 663 nt
Organism: Aaosphaeria arxii CBS 175.79
Lineage: Eukaryota; Fungi; Ascomycota; Dothideomycetes; Pleosporales
Exons: 2
Coding region: 262-663 (133 amino acids)
Source: RefSeq, a predicted model, not a curated record